Messenger RNA from Maniola jurtina (meadow brown), 3157 nucleotides. It is a transcript of the gene mrj, whose product is annotated as dnaJ homolog subfamily B member 6. Gene Ontology annotation, molecular function: Hsp70 protein binding. The transcript has 7 exons. The coding region runs from base 596 to 1441 and encodes 281 amino acids. The record is from RefSeq and is a predicted model, not a curated record. Lineage: Eukaryota; Metazoa; Arthropoda; Insecta; Lepidoptera; Nymphalidae.
AGGGUUACUUUAGUGAAGUCUGUGGCCUGUUCACAGUCUGCUGUUGGUCUGCUGUCUGAGUUUAGAUGAUUUUUACAGAAAUAGACUAGAUAGUGAAACAGUAAAACCGAUUCCGAAUUCUAAACCGAAAAUUACAUGCUACAAAUACAUUAAAAAAGGCGAAGAUAAUAAGAAAUAAACCUCUCUCACUUGUUAAUCAUAAUUGUAAAAAAAAACUUAGUUUGUUGAUUUUGUUUGCUAGAAUUUUCCACUUGAAAUAUUCUCAGUUUUUGCCAACAAAGGAGUGAUUAGAUUAGUGUUUUUAGUACCACUACCUAUACUCGAACGGUCAUUCAUUAUUCUCAUUGAAAAAACAAUCUUCCAUUUCUUAUAUUCAUGUGCACUAGAAAUCUUUCAAAUCAAGUACUUUUGUAAUCAUUAUAAAAAGUGGUGGUACAAGUUGCAAGAAGUGUUGAGUUUUCCCAAGUUUUCUAUUGUGUUACUAGGAGGUCGGCUAACAUCUUUGCCAUCCGCGAUCACCUGUUUCUGCACUCCACGGAUUGCCUAAUUAUUCCAAUGUUCUAAAGAUUAUACCAUACCCCAAGAGGGAUUAGAGAUGGUGGACUACUACAGAAUACUAGGUGUAUCUCGGACAGCAACUGAUGGUGAAAUUAAAAAAGCUUACAGAAAAUUGGCGCUGAAAUGGCAUCCUGACAAGAAUCCAGACAAUGCAGAUGAAUCUAACAGGCGAUUUAAAGAAAUAUCAGAAGCCUAUGAAGUCCUAUCAGAUGAAAACAAGCGGAAAUUAUAUGAUGCACGGGGAUCCUGUCACCACAGUCACAGAUACUCAAGCAAGAACGGAGUUAAUGGCCAUCGACACUUUAGCUUCAAAGGUUUUUUUGGAGAGACACCAUUCCACCGUUUUUUUGAAAGAAAACGUCGCGUGUACGAUCAGUAUGGUAAAGAAGGUCUGAACAACAGCAGGGGGCGACAUUCCGCGGCCGAUGAAGACUACGACUUUGGCUACCACAGUUUUCCCUUCAAGUUCCGAGAUCCAGAGGAGGUGUUCAGAGAGUUCUUUGGUGGCUCCCCUUUUGGCGACUUAUUUGCUGACAUGAACGGGCACGGGGCGCGCGGCGGGCGGCGCGGCCACCCCGGCACGUCGCUCACGUCUUCGCUGUUCAGCCCGUUCGGCUUCGGCGUGCAGGGGCUGGACGACAUCUUCGCGCACGCCGGCAACGGCAACUCCUUCACGUCCUUCUCCACCUUCAACAGCUCCGUGGCCGGCGCGGGCGGCGCCAACAUGCGCAGCACCACCACCACCACGAGGAUUGUCAACGGCAAGAAGAUUACUACGAAAAAGGUCAUGGAAAAUGGUCGUGAGACUGUGAUGUCUUAUGAAAAUGGGGUCCUGAAAUCAAAGACUGUUAACGGCGUACCUCAAUCUCUAACAUACAGUUAAAUAAAUAACCUCUAACCAAACUCAAUCCAAAUGACAACUUUACUCAAUAUAAUAAUAAUUUAUUAUGUGAGUAAUAUGUUCCAACUUAUAAUUUAAUUUUGCUUAUUUUAAUUAAUGUAGUUAAACUGGCACUGUAAAUUUUAGUGGUUAAAAAUUCUAAACAAUACUUAAUUUAGUCAUAAGUCUCGCUUUUUUAUUUUGGGAUAAAGUGAGCCAUUAAUUGCAAAGGAACACUUUUUAAAUAUUUCGCUCGUCAGAACUGUUUGCCCGAUUCUUGAUCUCAAUCUCUCGAACGAGCAUUGUGUUAGUACUGACUGUUGAUUUGAUGCUCCUAUUUUACAGUCAACUAUAGUUAGCGUCAAAUUGCUGGGUAGUUUUAUUAAUAAUAUAAACGUACGGGCGCCAUUUAUGAGUAAUUUAAUUAAAUACCUGCUCGUCGUUUUCGUGGUUCUAAAUUGAUUAUAAUAUUCAUAAAGUAUAUAUGAUUUUAUAAAAUAUAGAUUAGUUGUUUGAUUCCUGUUCUAUUUUUUUUUUCUAUUUUUACCGUCAUUAGUGUAGCGCGCGUGCGUGGCAUUCUUAUAAAUUAGUUUUAUGAAGCUUUAUUUUUGCUUCAUAUAUUUUUAUAUGAAUGAUAGAUAAAAUUUUACAAUGAUGCCAAAAAAGGUAUGUGGUUAAUUUAGUUACAAUUUUGUCGCUGACGACGUAAAACAAGCUACAAUUUAUAAGAAGUCAACUGCUCAGGGAACUCGAGUUCCACGCUGCCCACAUAACGGGCCAGUCAUAGCUUUUAGUCUAUUAUCACAAUAUUCUUUAUGCCUUAGUAUAAUAUAUUAGUAUAAAAUAACUAUGUAUUUUUCUUUCGCCACUUAAAAAUUGGUGUUAAAAACUUAAUACACAUGUGUUUUUGUUUAACGGCAUUUAUUUUAUAGCGAUUAAACACCAUUAACAUUAAUGCUAAUAAUUCGAUCGACAGCCUUUUGGAGUUAACUGCAUAAAACCGCGUCCACGUUAAAAAAUUUGCAUCGUAUAUUGAACUUCUAGAGUCUACAUGUAGUGUAAACAUUUUCAAAACAUACACAAAAUGGUACGACUGACGAUUCGACACAAUCAUUUUUUAACGGAAAUUUAGCGGAACAGGACGCAAACAGGAAUGCAAAUUUUUAUUACGGUGGACGUGGCUCAAUAAUUGUAACAAUCAUAACACAUAAAACAUGUAUAUAUAAAAUAAUAAAUUGAUUUCUCGCAUGAACAAAACUUUUUACUUUUACAAUAAUUUUCAUAAUAGGUACUAUAAGACAUCUGUAUACCGUGUGAUGUUUGUUCAAGGUUGACCUUAAUAUAACUGGUUGGUAUUCCUUAAUUCAGUAGCAAAGUAUGAUGAUGAUUGUCAAAUAUUAGUGAUUAAUUGUUAUAUUGCUAUGCUAAUUUAGGAGGUACUUAAUAUUACUUAUGUCGCAAGAAUUUACUUCUUUUAUUAUUUUUUAAAAUUAACUGUCAGGUUUUAGACCCGCACUUAACAGGAGUCCUUGCUGUUAAUACGAGUGCCAUUGCUAUCCUAUCUAGAUUCUUCCUUUUGACCAUCAUUGUGUUUCAAAAAAAUUGUAAAUAGAUUUAAUGAUUAAAAUUAAAUUUCUUCUCCAAUAUUUUGUGUUAUGCAAAAUUAUUGUCAGCAAGUAAUGAGCACUGCGAGUUAAAAUAAAUAAACUUAAUUUGUAA